AUGUCGUCGGAGAAAGUCUGCAGCCACCACAAGAACAAGCGUCAGAAGAUCCUCCAGCGGUGCUGCGGCGGCCUCUGCGCCCUCAUCGUCCUGCUCCUCCUCGUCAUCCUCAUCGUCUGGGCCGUCCUCCAACCCCACAAGCCCCGCUUCGUCCUCCAGGACGCCACCAUCUUCGUCCUCAACGUCUCCGCCCCCAACGUCAUCUCCACCACGCUCCAGGUCACCGUCACCUCCCACAACCCCAACUCCCGCAUCGGGAUCUACUACGACCGCCUCGCCGUCCGCGCCAACUACCACAACCAGCAGAUCACCUACGCCACCGCCAUCCCCGCCGUCUACCAGGGCCACAAGGACCUCAACGUCUGGUCCCCUUUCAUCUACGCCAACAACGUCCCCAUCGCCCCUUACAACGGCCUCGCCCUCGCCCAGGACCAGUCCGCCGGCGCCGUCCGCCUCACAAUCAAGAUCGACGGCCGCGUCAAGUGGAAGGUCGGCACCUUCGUCUCCGGCAGAUACCACAUCCACGUCACCUGCCCCGCCUACAUACCCCUCGGAAACUCCAAAAGCACUGGGAUCGUCGUCGGCGGCGGCGGCGGCAACGCCAUCAAGUACCAGCUCGCACAGGGUUGCAGCGUCAGUGUAUGA
Striga hermonthica is the source of this 645-nucleotide messenger RNA. Lineage: Eukaryota; Viridiplantae; Streptophyta; Magnoliopsida; Lamiales; Orobanchaceae. The record is from the annotation of a GenBank genome assembly.